AAAAUUAUUUUCUUGAAAGAUAAUUCAUCUCUUUUGCAAAAAAUGGCUGUUCAACAACCGAUCGUGGAUUCUUCUCUUCGUAUUGCUUCAGAUCCAAAUGAUCAAUUACAAAAAUUAAAAAUUGAUGUACUUAUUUCUGAAGCUCGCAAGCCUAUUGAGCCUCUUGUUUAUGCAAGAACUACUGAUAAAGUUGCUUUAAUCCUUAAUCUUUUACGAAUUCAUAACAUUAUUUCCCUUCCAAUUUAUGAUCCAAGCAAGGGAAAAUUUAUUGCCAUUGUUAAUGUUGUUCAUAUUUUAAGAUUUUUAAUGUUGCGUAAAGCUUAUUCUCUUCCUGUAUCAACUAAUGAAUCUAUCGAUAAAGAAUCUCAAACCAGAGAGUUAAAAGAAAAGAUUGAAAAUGAUUUAAAAGAUGUUUACGAUUUCCAGGUCAUAGAAGUUAUUAAUUCCAUUGAACCCAAAGCUUUAGAUUCUUUCAAAAUGUAUCAUAAAAGCACACCUCUUAUUGUUGGUCUUCAAGCAAUGGGAACAAAGGAAAAUGAUUAUUCAAUUUUAGUUUCUAUUGCUAAAGAAAAAGAAACAAUGGAAGGAGAUAUUCAAAAAGCGUCGAUACUUACGCAAUGGGAUGCAAUUAAUUUUUUGAUGAAUAAUGAAAUGCUCAAAACAAAUAAAGCUUUUGAUUUACCGGCUAAUAAAGCAAUGCAAAGAAAUUGGAUUUCUUUUACUAAAAAAGAUGAUCCCAAUCAACCUUCACACAG
This is a messenger RNA of Racocetra fulgida, 755 nucleotides long. NCBI's taxonomy places the organism in Eukaryota, Fungi, Glomeromycota, Glomeromycetes, Diversisporales, Gigasporaceae. The record is from the annotation of a GenBank genome assembly.